Molecule: messenger RNA, 2251 nt
Organism: Ilex paraguariensis (yerba mate)
Lineage: Eukaryota; Viridiplantae; Streptophyta; Magnoliopsida; Aquifoliales; Aquifoliaceae
Source: the annotation of a GenBank genome assembly
ACCCGCCAACCUCGGACUUUGUCAUAAGACUUAUAACCGGUAAGUAUUAACGACCCCGUAUCUGAAAACAUUUGUGUUCCUAUUUUUGUCCCAUUUUUCCUGAUUUCCCAAAGAUAGAAGAUCUACAUAUCUGAGGAAUCACCAGAUACACCAUGUUACGUUCCAAAUCAAGACCUGGGUCCUUCCGUUUGGGACAAAAGAACAAUUCAUCAGUUCUUACCAGGUCAAUUUCUGCAUCAAAGUUUUGUAGAGGUGACGCUCUAACAUCUCAAGUUGAUACUAACGCCCUUGUAUCUGUUGAUCAAAAGCCCUCAAACGUCGCCAAUUUGUCCGAGAACCGCAUAGAUAGAGCCAUGCAACGACAGAUGGGUCAGCUCGAGGAGGAUCUCGAGAGGACAAAGGAGCAAUUGGGCACAAUACAGAAAGAAAGGGAUCGAGCCCUUGAUGAACUUCUAGAGAUGAAACAGGUAGCUCAUGAAGCCAACAUGAGGCUAAAUGAGGCAUUAUCCCUGAGGAAGGCUAGGGAAGUAUCUGGUGAGCUUAAAGCUGUGAAGGAAUUGUUGUCUAUUUCACAGGAAGAAUUGGAAGUGAGAGAAAUGAAAAUUGAGUCAUUCAAAGUUGAACUUGCAAAUGUGAAACUGCUUGAGCUCAUAUUGGCAGAGAGAGAUGCAUCAAUCGAUCGCAUGGACGAGGAAUUGAGCAAAGUGAAAUCCUCUGAGAAUCAUGCAUUGGCUUUUUUGUCUGAAAGUAAGAAAAAAAUACAAGAGCUUGAGUCUGAAAUAGAGAGAGGAAAGCUAUCAGAAUCCAAAAUGUUGGAUUCAGUGGCCGCCCAAACAAAUCUACUCGAGCAAAGAAAUAUUGAACUUGAAGAGUCCAAGCUUGAAAUUGCCUCUCUCCUUGAGAAGAUUGAAAAGCUGGAGAUUUCAUCAAGUCAUAGCAGUAGAGGUCUUAAUGGACAUAACAAUAGUGAGAAUUUGACCUGUGCUCAAGAGGGUGAGAAAAUUGCCUCAUUGAAGGCCAAGAGUCCACUGGAUGAGAUAGGCUUGCUUAAAAAUGAACUGAAGCUGGCAACCGAGGCAGAAGAAAAAAGCAAAAAGGCGAUGGAUGAUCUAGCAUUAGCAUUAACAGAAGUUGCAACAGAAGCCAAUCAGGCAAAGGAAAAACUCAGCUCUACACAAGUGGAACUAGAACAUGUAAAAGGAGAAUCACAACAAUUGAAGGUGAUGGUGAGGAGCACUGAGGAUAAGUAUAAAAAGCUUUUGGAUGAAGCAAAGAAAGACUCAGAGCUGUAUAGAAACACUGCAGACAGGUUGAGAUUAGAAGCUGAAGAGUCACUUUUGGCAUGGAAUGGGAAAGAAAUGGGCUUUGUCAGUUGUAUAAAACGAGCUGAUGAGGAAAGGGCUGUUGCUCAACGCGAGAAUGCUAGACUGGUUGAGUCCCUAAAAGCAGCUGAGAACAUGACUAGAGCAGCAAAGGAAGAGAAUUACAAAUUGAGGGAUAUACUUAAACAGGCACUUAACGAAUCCAAUGUUGCAAAAGAGGCUGCCAGCAUUGCCAGAGCUGAAAAUUCUGAUCUCAAGGAUUGCAUAGCUGAAAAGGAUGAAGCUCUUCAUCUUCUUACCCAAGAAAAUGAACACCUAAGGAUCAGUGAAACAGCAGCUCAUGAGAACGUCAUGGAACUGAAGCGAUUACUUUCUACAUCAUCUACAGAGUUGAAGACCAAGAACAAGGACCAACGAGGGAUGUUCAAGUCACGAAAUUCAACCAUAGAGAAGCGUGAAGAGGACAACAAAUUGAAGAAAACUUUCAGCUUCAAUCUUAGUGAGCUGAAAAUUCUGAAUGAACAUGAAGAUGUGAAUGGGACGGUUGUAGAUGAGGACCCUGAAAAGGCUGAAGCACUUAAAGGCUCAAUAUUUGAUAAUGCAGUGUCACCAAAGUCAGAGCUCCGUAUACCAAAAUCAGGGCCCCAUCACAGAAGACGAUCAUCUGUGUUCACAGAUGAGGGAGAUACACCAAAUUCAGAAGAUUUGGAUCAUCUGAAUGGUACUCAUUUCGAGGAUUCAGAUGAAAGAAACUCCAGUAGAAGAAGCAGAGCUUUGUUACGAAAAUUUUCGGACCUCAUAACAAGAAAGAGUUUACAUAAAAAGGAUUCAUCCAUGGAGUAGAGGUCUUUUAUAUUUGUUGCCCAGACUUGAAUUCACGUAGCUUUUGGUUGUAUACUAAUUUUAUAAUACAAGUUUUAUUCUGGACU